Messenger RNA from Colletotrichum gloeosporioides, 939 nucleotides. Its product is annotated as Allantoin permease. The annotation marks the transcript as partial. The record is from RefSeq and is a predicted model, not a curated record. Gene Ontology annotation, cellular component: plasma membrane. Gene Ontology annotation, molecular function: nucleobase transmembrane transporter activity. The transcript has 5 exons. Lineage: Eukaryota; Fungi; Ascomycota; Sordariomycetes; Glomerellales; Glomerellaceae. Gene Ontology annotation, biological process: nucleobase transport; transmembrane transport.
AACCCGUAUAACGUCACAUCAGAAACAGCUCCUGAGCGCAGCAGUGGCCAGCAUGUAUUGUCCAACUAUGAUCUCGACCCAACCGAACCUGCCCAUCGAAACUGGACAUGGUUACACUAUACAUCCUUUUGGCUCGCCUCUUCGUUUGCGACUGGUAAUUGGACAACUGGGAGCGCGAUGAUUGCUCUGGGAAUGCCAUGCUACGCCGCAUGGCUCGCCGUGGUUGUUUCACGCAUCAUCGGCGCCGUACUGCUCGUCGCCAAUGUCAUGCAUGGUUGCCCCGCUUGCUUUGCGGUAUUGAUCUGGGCCAUCGUAUUGAACGGAGGCUCCAACGGGCCGAGCUUCCAAGUUUCCCCUAAGAUCAGCAACUCUGGGUACUACGGUUGGCUCUGGCCGAGUGACCAGUCAUGGUCGCAGCUGCUCACCUAUCCGAUCUUCAGCGCUCUUCCUGCGCUGUUCGGAAUUUUGGUGGCCAAUGCAACUUCCAAUGUCUGGGGAAAGGUCUACUGGAACUUGUGGGACGUUCUAAGUGAGGCUCUUGACUACUAUCAGAUGAGCGCGGCAUCGAGAGGGCUAGUGUUUCUUGCCUCUUUCUCCUUUGCCGUGGCAAUUCUUGGCACCAACGUGGCUGCAAACUCUCUGCCUUUCGGUUCCGACAUUGCAGGUCUUUUCCCUCGUUGGAUCAACAUUCGAAGGGGUCAGAGCUUGCUGACCUUUCUGUCCGGAUAUUCCAUCUUGAUGGGACCAUUUGCUGCUAUCUGCAUCGUCGAUUACUUCUUUGUCGCCAACGGUAACUUCUCCAUCACGGAACUGUACGUCGGCAACGAGAGUUACAGAUAUUGGUACUACAAAGGCUGGAAUAUACGCGCAAUUGCCGCAUGGAUCCUCGGUGUAGCAUUACCUUUCCCAGGGUUUGUCGGGACCUUCGUGUUGUUGUAA